Pyrus x bretschneideri (Chinese white pear) is the source of this 1347-nucleotide messenger RNA. RefSeq names its product polygalacturonase-like. NCBI's taxonomy places the organism in Eukaryota, Viridiplantae, Streptophyta, Magnoliopsida, Rosales, Rosaceae. The record is from RefSeq and is a predicted model, not a curated record. The transcript is spliced from 4 exons. The coding region runs from base 1 to 1218 and encodes 405 amino acids. Gene Ontology annotation, molecular function: polygalacturonase activity. Gene Ontology annotation, biological process: carbohydrate metabolic process.
AUGGCCUAUACAUCAAGCUUCUGUGGCAACAUUCAUAAUUAUUAUGUAGCAGCAGUAAUGCUGUUUUUCAAGAUCAGCAUAUUGUUCUUGGAGUCUUCCAAUGCAGCGGAAGUUAGCUACAAUGUGAUGAAGUUUGGUGCACGAGCAGAUGGGAAGACGGACUCGACCCAAGCAUUCGUCAAGGCAUGGGCAUCGGCGUGCAGCUCCGGGCAGGGCAAUGCUGUCAUGUACAUCCCCAAAGGAAGGUUCUUGUUGAAGGCUGUGGUGUUUAGAGGUCCAUGCAAGACCAGACAAGUUACAGUUCGAAUAGACGGAACCCUUGUGGCCCCCACGGACUAUAGGGCUUUGGGAAACUCAGGCUACUGGAUUUUAUUCAUUGAGGUCACCGGACUUAGGGUCCUCGGUGGUUCCCUCGAUGCCAGGGGGUCUGCAUUAUGGGCUUGCAGGAAAUCCGGUAAGAGUUGCCCUGUUGGAGCUAGGUCUAUAACGUUCAAUUGGGCAAACAACGUUCUGGUAAGUGGUUUAACAUCGAUCAACAGUCAGGCAACCCACCUUGUAGUCAACAGCUGCAACAAUGUGGUCGUUCGAAACGUGAAGCUGAUCGCUCCGAGUGAAAGCCCAAACACAGAUGGCAUUCAUGUGCAGAGCUCUACCGGAGUCACCAUCACGGGCAGCAUCUUACAAACCGGAGACGAUUGCAUAUCAAUCGGUCCAGGCACCAGAAACCUCUAUAUGAGCAACAUCAAGUGUGGUCCAGGACACGGCGUAAGCAUUGGAAGUCUAGGCAAGGAUCUCAAGGAAGAUGGUGUCCAAAAUGUAACCCUAACGAAUGCGGUGUUCAGUGGAUCAGACAAUGGAGUACGAAUAAAGUCAUGGGCCAGGCCCAGCACUGGCUUCGUUAAGAACAUUCUCUUCCAAAACAUCAUAAUGAGGAACGUUAAAAAUCCCAUCAUCAUUGACCAGGAUUAUUGCCCCAAUAACCAAGGCUGUCCUUCUAUGAGUUCGGGUGUGAAGAUUAGUCAAGUGACAUACAGAAACAUACAAGGGACGUCGGGAACGGCAGAGGCAGUAACAUUUUAUUGCAGCCCUAGCACUCCAUGUACAGGGAUUAGAUUGCAAGACAUCAAGCUUACAUAUCUGAAUAAACCUACCACGUCCUCGUGCAAGAACAUUGGUGGAACCAGCACUGGACUGCUUAUGCCAGAUUCUUGUAUAUAGAUAAUUGAUCUAUAUAUUAUUAAGGGAAUUAUGUACGUGUGUCGUACGUGAUUUUACAACAGCAUAAGACAUAUAUCGAUCAGGUUGUAUGAUUGUAUCAAGAUUAAUUACCACUGAUCAAUGGUGAUG